Molecule: messenger RNA, 1336 nt
Organism: Orbicella faveolata
Lineage: Eukaryota; Metazoa; Cnidaria; Anthozoa; Scleractinia; Merulinidae
Product: integrin-linked kinase-associated serine/threonine phosphatase 2C-like
Biological process (GO): protein dephosphorylation
Molecular function (GO): protein serine/threonine phosphatase activity; cation binding
Source: RefSeq, a predicted model, not a curated record
UAGGAAAAAGAGGUCAUUACUGUAAUCUUUUACCCCAAAAUGUUAAAGAAACCCUUGGGAUUGCAAAUUUCAAACCCCCUAAAGGGAUUUGCAAGUUGCCAUCACUAAAUAACUAAGUUUUCCCUCCUCAUUUCUCUUCUGUAGAAUCUAAAUACAAAUUGAGGGGCUUUGUUGCUGGAAGAAAAGGAGAGAGGAAUGACAUGCAAGAUGCACAUGUCAUCUUUGAUGAUUUUACUGAAGAGUUCACUAACCGGCCUGUUGGAAUUUCGAGGAUGUGUUACUAUGGAGUGUUUGAUGGACAUGCUGGCCACAGAGCAGCACAGUUUGCAGCCGACCAUUUACACAAGAACAUCAUACUCAAGUUUCCAAAAGGAGAAACUGCAAAUAAAGACAGGGAGAUAAAGAAGUGUUUAACAGAUGCUUACAAAAAGACUGAUGAGGAAUUUCUAUUGGAAGCAUCAAAGGCAUCACCAGUGUGGAAGGAUGGAUCAACUGCUGUCACAGCACUCGCUGUGGAUGAUGUUUUGUAUGUUGCCAACCUUGGUGAUAGUAGGGCUCUGCUCUGUCGGUGUGGUGACAAUGGUAAGACAUCUGUAGUUUCUCUCUCCAAAGAUCAUUCCCCAUCUCAGUAUGAGGAGAGGAUGAGAAUACAAAAGGCAGGGGGGACUGUCAGGGAGGGCCGUGUUCUUGGUGUGUUGGAAGUGUCACGGUCUAUCGGAGACGGCAGAUUCAAGAGAUGUGGCGUGAGUUGUGUCCCGGAUGUUAUGAGAUGCACCCUUACAGAUAACGACAGAUUUCUACUUUUAGCAUGCGAUGGUCUUUGGAAGGGAUUCACUGUGGAUUCAGCUCUGAAGUUUAUCAACAAUAUACUGGAGAACGAAGAAAGUGAAGAAACCGUCCUAGAGACAGAUCGCGGCACGGAAGAUGUCCAAAUCGAUCCAGUCUCCGCGCGGUUCCAAGACGCAUGUAACAAAAUCGCCAGUGAAGCCAUUAGAAAUGGAAGUUCUGAUAACGUAACAGUCAUGUUGGUAUCCAUUACAAAGCAGUGAACUCAUCCAGCCCCACAUCGCUUAACCCGAGUGGUGAUGGAAGCCGGUCAAUUUGCUUUCGCCUCCUUCCCUCCUGGACACGUGCGCUCAACGAAAAAAGAAAAACGAGACGAGACGAGCUUGACUUACAGCCUACGGGAAGAGAUGGAAUCGAACUUUUGCAAGUCUGCGCUAUUUAUGCUAUUUCUAAACUUUCGCGUUUCGUAUUGAGAAGGGAGUUUAAGUAACCACAACGGCAACGUCGAGGACAACGUCGAUUAAAAAAUCUCGCGGUAUUUACUUUAUCA